AUGACCAAUAGUUUGCAUACAUCUUCAAUCCAAGAAGGUCAAACAAGAUUUAUUGACAGUUUAGUUCCUAGAAUAGACGAAGAAUAUGUUAAUUUGAAUAGUUUUAAACAAUUUGAUGAGUUGUUAACACAUUUGGAGAGCUCUUUAUCCCAGUUAGAGAAUAAUAAUAAUUGCUUAUUAGUUAUUCCGUCGAGUAAUAUUUUUAGAAUAUUAUUUACUUUACUGUCUCGGAGCCCCAAUUGUAACUGGACUAUUUCUAAUAGUUUGGGAGACAGUAUCCCAACAACACAUAAGCAAGUUAAGGCUAAUAACGGCUACUACGAAGAGUCAAUAGGCAAACCAACAUUAUGUGCUAGAAGUAAAGAUGUGCUUGAAAAGUAUAUAAACUUGCUACCCAAUGACAAGUUGUAUGAAAAUUUGAAUAGAUUUAUGAUGGAUUUUAUGGAUUUACCCAGAAGAAUGAAAAGAUCCAACUUAGAUACCUAUCAUAAAUCCAAAGAUAUACUAGCCAUAAUACGAGAAUCCCCCAAUAAGAAAUUAAAGCCUGCAACUAAUCACGAGGGGAUGAACAAAUCAAUAGAUAAUAAUGAUAUUAUAGUAAUUAGUGAUUCAGAAGAGGAAGAUGUCAGCAUGCAGCAAGAGGAAAUUAUAAUUGAAUCUGAGGUCAACAAAUUUCUGAAUUUGGGAGCUGAUAUUAACAAUAGUUUUACUGAAAAUAUGAACCAACCGGGAACGAAUGAUUUUGCUCUAUUACUCAAUAAAGAUUUGUCGCCUUCUCCAAAAACACCUCAAUCGCAAGGCAUUCGCAUAUUUGACGAGUCUAUAUUAAGUGCAAGAUUAAAUCCAAAACUAAACAAUUUUGAUUUAUGGAGGUUAGUGAAUUGGAUUUUUUUUUGCAGUGGGAAAUCAAAUGAUGUGUUUGAUUCCACUUACAGAAAUUGCCAUUUAAUUUACACUGCGCAAUCUGCCACAGUUCAUCAACUUUUUAAUGUUAUAGAAUUUAAUUUGAUACAUGAGCUACAAGACACAUUUUCCAUAAAAGAACAACCAUUGACUUGGUUAUUUAAACAAUCAACUGCAAGAAGAUCGCUUGCAAUGGACCAAGUUCUUGAAAAUUCCUCAUUAUUAUUACUGAGCCUUCUAAAACAAUUUGGCCAAUCUAGGAGCAAGUGGUUUGAUAGAUUAGCCGAGUAUGUUUUCAAUGGGCUUACCUCAAGAACAGAUAUAAUACCAGCUACAUGUUAUGAACAUGAAAAAGCCUUAAUCAAAAAAGAUGAAGGUUUAUCACACAAAAGAAAAAGAAAAAAGUAUACAUUUUAUAAUGAUAACAUGGAUUCAAUGAAAUUGAGAUUCAAAAUUUUAAAUAUAGUACAUUAUUGGAGCCUAUUUUUCGAUAAAAAUACCGCUGAUGGAAUCAUCCAUCCUAUAUCCCAAAGUAUAAAUUCGAUUGAAUCCACAAAGUUGAUUGAAGAAAUUGCAAAAAAAUUUAUGUACAUUGAAUAUGAUUAUUGGGUGGAAUUUUAUUAUUCUCUGUUGAUGGAUUCCAAGAUUCCUUUAGUUAUUCGAGAAAUAUUUUUAGUUAACUUAUCAUGCAAGUUGUUGAGUAAUUUGACAAACCCCAAGACAAAUUUUUUCACCUUGAAACCUCGUGACAAUAGAAUUAACAGAAAUUGGAGGUCUGCCAAUUUGCAAUUGAUUCUCCAAUGGAUGGUUCAGGAAGAUUUAUAUAAGGGGUUCAUUGAGGAUGAAAGUUAUCCUUCAUUUGCAUAUUUCAAACAGGCAUGGAACAAGUAUAAUUUUGUUCUUGAAUGGAUGUUCCUGUUUGCAUUACGCGAUGUUGCUGCUGCAGGGUUUGAGAGAGUUUUACGUAGGGAUGAGUUAUUACAAGCAUGUGUUAAAAUUGACAAAAUGAGAGAGCGUAUUUACUUGCACUUUAUUGAAAAGUGCAAUGAAUCAACUAAUUUACCAUUUAAAUUGAGUGCAGAAGAAAUUAAACAAUCAAAAUCUGAACCACAUAAAUGGGAAAAUUUUACCUCAAUAGUCUCGACUAUACUAGUUUAA
Molecule: messenger RNA, 2061 nt
Organism: Candida dubliniensis CD36
Lineage: Eukaryota; Fungi; Ascomycota; Pichiomycetes; Serinales; Debaryomycetaceae
Exons: 1
Coding region: 1-2061 (686 amino acids)
Source: RefSeq, a predicted model, not a curated record